AUGUAUGCAAAAGUUUUCCUUUCUACUGAUCAAAACCAAACAAGUAAGCCAAAAAAAACAAUGAGAUCAAUCACAUCAGCAAUUGGCUUGCUAAGCCUAUUGGUACUAUUUCCAUGUAUAAACGCGUUUUACUUUUACAGCAAUGGCGGAGAACGCAAAUGUUUCUACAAAGAGCUUUCCAAAAACACGCUAUUGCAAGGCGUGUACAGUGUUCAGCAGUGGGACGAAGGACUCGGAGCUUAUCGUACAGCCAAUGGAAAUGAGAUCUCCGUGGUAAUUGAUGUUGAAGAAGCUUUCGACGACAAUCAUCGCGUUGUUCACCAGAAAGGACUCGCUGAAGGAGACUUUACUUUCACAGCUCUCGAUACUGGAGAACACAAAAUAUGCAUCCAGCCCCAAGCCUCUGGGUGGCUUGCCAAAGUCAAGACCAAAGUUGAUCUUGAGUUUGAAGUCGGUUCAGACUCAAAGUUGGAUUCUAAAAGGAAGAAAACGGUUCAGACUUUGCAGAAUAAGAUUCAAGUGUUAAGCGAAAAAGUCGAAAAGAUCAGAGAGGAACAGACUUUGGUUAGAGAAAGAGAAGCUAAUUUUAGAAAUGCUUCUGAAUCCGCGAAUUCGCGUGCCAUGUGGUGGACUAUCAUUCAAACCAUUGUUUUGGGCGGUACAUGCGCAUGGCAACUAAGGCACCUGCGCUCGUUUUUCGUAAAACAAAAAGUAUUGUAA
Messenger RNA from Lachancea mirantina, 720 nucleotides. NCBI's taxonomy places the organism in Eukaryota, Fungi, Ascomycota, Saccharomycetes, Saccharomycetales, Saccharomycetaceae. The record is from the annotation of a GenBank genome assembly.